AUCUGGCAACCCUUGGCGCACAGCAUCUCGCGCGUGUCCAGUGCGCACGCCUUAUACUGGGACGCCAGUGCAUUUCGGACACUGCCAUUGGAAAAGCAACCUUCGGUUACAAUUUAUUUAUUUCACAUUUAUUAUUACAAUUUGAAUUAUUCUUCAGGAUUCUUCCUCCUGGGGAAGUGGAUGUGUCGUCCGGCCGUGGUUUGUGUGGUGCUAGCCGCGUGGGCGUGCGUAUGUCCAGCGCCAGCAUCAUGCGGCGUUUAUUUAAAUUACAGACCUGUGAUUGGUGUUUUAGCCCAAGAAAACUUGGAAGGUGACCAUCAUGCAAAAGGAUCCUCCUAUAUUGCUGCUUCCUAUGUGAAGUAUUUGGAGUCAGCUGGUGCCAGGGUUGUACCUAUAAGGAUAAAUGAGACCGAAGAGGACUAUAGCAAACUUUUCUACUCAAUAAAUGGGUUGUUGCUGCCAGGAGGAGAUGUGGAUAUUCAGAAGUCCCAGUUUAGUAGAGUGGCCAAGAUUUUCUAUGAACUAGCAAUCAAGGCCAAUGAUGCCUCUGAUUAUUUUCCAAUAUGGGGAACCUGUCAAGGCUUCCAGCAGCUAACCGUCCUGACCAGCAACAAGAAUCUGCUGACGUUAACCAACACUAAAGCCGUGGCCCUGCCGCUAGUCUUUGCUCCGGGAGCACAGAAUAGCAGGCUGUUCAAAAGCUUCCCUAAAGACCUCCUUCAAUCACUUUCUUCUGAGAACAUCACAUCCAACUUCCACAGCUGGAGCAUGUCUGUACAGAAUUUCACCCGCAACGCCAAACUCAAGCGAUUCUACAAAAUCUUGACCACAAAUACAGAUGGCAGGAAGGAGUUCAUUUCUACCAUGGAAGCUUACCGAUACCCGUUCUAUGCCGUUCAGUGGCACCCCGAGAAAAGUCCAUUCGAAUGGAUAGACAAGCCAGGCAUGAUCCACUCCGUCUCAGCCGUAAGAGCCUCCUUCUACACGGCCAGCUUCUUCGUCUCUGAAGCUAUGAAAAGCCAGCACCGCUUUCCCACACCGAGCGACGAGGAGAAAGCUCUUAUUUACAAUGAUGUUCCUGUUUUCAAAGGCAUGAACAGCAUCUUCAUUCAGAACUACUACUUCGAUUAGACCUUUAAAUAGUCCAAGCCAGUAUUUGCUUUCUCUGACUUAUUGCCAGAGCAGCAGCAUGUUCACUGUAGCCAACGUUGAAUCCGUUAUAUUAUGUGUGAUCAUAUUUGACCGUGCCAUUUCAUUGUGAUUGUUUUAACAGAAACUGCCAACCUGCGAUGCUUGAAAUUUUGUGCGAUCUCUUGUGCACUUUUUUGUUUUUUGCUCGUUUUAGUGAUUUAGAGCAGGCAGUUGUUGCAUGUUUUAAGAUAAACCUCGUCGAAUGUAGCAGUGCUGUCCGACGUGAGUAGCUCAGCGACACUGUAUUAGGACCGAGGUCAUUCAGCCUGUGUACUCUUGUGAUCAAGACAAUCUUAACGUUAAGUUUGCUUUUAUUCUUGACUUGACUGCUGCCGAUGUUUCGUCAUUUAAUCAGUAGGUUUCACUGUACAUUUUAAAAUGCCCUGUAGAAUAAACCACAGCAUGAAAACUUUUCA
This is a messenger RNA of Hemibagrus wyckioides, 1607 nucleotides long. RefSeq names its product zgc:171566. NCBI's taxonomy places the organism in Eukaryota, Metazoa, Chordata, Actinopteri, Siluriformes, Bagridae. Gene Ontology annotation, cellular component: vacuole. Gene Ontology annotation, molecular function: gamma-glutamyl-peptidase activity. The coding region runs from base 181 to 1131 and encodes 316 amino acids. Gene Ontology annotation, biological process: tetrahydrofolylpolyglutamate metabolic process. The record is from RefSeq and is a predicted model, not a curated record. The transcript has 9 exons.